Orycteropus afer afer is the source of this 813-nucleotide messenger RNA. RefSeq names its product proopiomelanocortin (gene POMC). Gene Ontology annotation, cellular component: extracellular region. The coding region runs from base 1 to 813 and encodes 270 amino acids. NCBI's taxonomy places the organism in Eukaryota, Metazoa, Chordata, Mammalia, Tubulidentata, Orycteropodidae. Gene Ontology annotation, molecular function: hormone activity. The transcript is spliced from 2 exons. The record is from RefSeq and is a predicted model, not a curated record.
AUGCCACGAUCCUGCUGCAGCCGCUCAGGGGCCCUGCUGCUGGCCUUGUUGCUUCAGGCCUCCAUGGAAGUGCAUGGCUGGUGCCUGGAGAGCAGCCAGUGUCAGGACCUCACCACGGAAAGCAACCUGCUGGAGUGCAUCCAGGCUUGCAAACUAGACCUGUCGGCCGAAAGGCCCAUGUUCACCGGCAACGGCGAAGAGCAACCGCUGACCGAGAACUCCCGGAAGUACGUCAUGGGCCACUUCCGCUGGGAUAAGUUUGGCCGCCGAAAUGGCAGCAUCGGCGGCACCACGGGGCAGAAACGUGAAGAGGAGCUUGCAGCGGUCCAAGGCCCCGAUUCGCUGGCCGCAGAUGGCCCCGGGCCCCGCGAAGAUGGCGCUGAGCCGGGCCUGCGCGAGGGAAAGCGCUCCUACUCCAUGGAGCACUUCCGCUGGAGCAAGCCUGUAGGCAAGAAGAGGCGCCCAGUGAAGGUGUACCCCAACGGCGCGGAGGACGAGUCCGCCGAGGCCUUCCCCCUCGAGUUCAAGAGGGAGCUGGCCAGGGAGCGGUCCCAGCCGGCGCGCGGCUUGGAAGGCCUGGGCGAGGGCGCGGCGACCCACACCGACCUGGAGUACAGCCUCAUGACGGAGGCCGAGGCAGCGGAGGCCGAGAAGAAGGACAAGGGGCCCUAUAAGAUGGAGCACUUCCGCUGGGGCAGCCCGCCCAAGGACAAGCGCUACGGCGGCUUCAUGACUUCUGAGAAAAGCCAGACGCCCCUGGUGACGCUUUUCAAAAACGCCAUCAUCAAGAACGCCCACAAGAAGGGCCAGUGA